AGGUCAAAAGUUCAUAACCGUAUCAAAUGCUUUAUUGGACUAUAAAUGCCACUGUGCUGUUUGAUUCUCAGUUCUUUUUUCUAAACCUUCGUAACUAUUCUCGACGAACUGUUUGCCUUCUGAAUAAUCUAGCCUACUUAGAUCUAUUCAUUUAAUCUGCAUCCAGCAUUGCUGUGACGUGAAAAUGUUGAGACUUGUUCAACAACCAAGUUAUUUUGAUGAUGUUUUACCUCUAGUGCGCCUAGCAGACGAACUUGCUAGUGCUUAUCAUGAUCCUGGCUAUAACUACAGCGCUUCUGCAGGUGAUAGUAGAGCAGUAGCACGUCGUUAUGGGGAGUCAGAGGUUCACAACACUGACAAGGAAUUCCGUGUUCGAAUGGACCUACAUCACUACAAACCUGAAGAAGUGAAGAUAACCUCAGACAACACCAAGAUAACUAUUAAUGCUAAGCAUGAAGAGAAACAAGACAACCAUGGCUUUGUCUCAAGGGAGAUUACAAGAAUAUACAAAUUACCAGAGGAUGUUGAUCCAUCAUCUGUUUCUUCAACAAUGAAUUCCAAUGGUAUUCUCAACAUUAAGGUUCAGAAAAAGGCUCUAGAACCACCAAAAGAGACUGCCAUUCCUGUCACCUUUAAGUAAUUAGUACUGAGUGCAGUGUUUUCUACUCUGUUCUGCCAAUGUUCUUUGUUUAUUGACAAUUGUUCCAGUAUUAUUCCAAAGUUAUUGAUUCUAUAAAUAAGUUUUGUAAGAAAAAUGUUCUAACAUUUUGUUUUAUUUUUCAUAUUGUUACACAAUCUUUGUAUUUAUAUUUAUUUUGACUAAGAUAUUGCCAUUUUACAUUAUACAUGUUAAAUUAAUAAACUUAAGCUGAACUAGUUUCAGUUAUUUAUUUUCAGUUUA
Biomphalaria glabrata is the source of this 901-nucleotide messenger RNA. RefSeq names its product heat shock protein Hsp-12.2-like. Gene Ontology annotation, biological process: response to heat; protein refolding. The transcript has 3 exons. NCBI's taxonomy places the organism in Eukaryota, Metazoa, Mollusca, Gastropoda, Planorbidae. The coding region runs from base 185 to 640 and encodes 151 amino acids. The record is from RefSeq and is a predicted model, not a curated record. Gene Ontology annotation, molecular function: protein folding chaperone.